Molecule: messenger RNA, 3777 nt
Organism: Dreissena polymorpha
Lineage: Eukaryota; Metazoa; Mollusca; Bivalvia; Myida; Dreissenidae
Exons: 11
Coding region: 259-1737 (492 amino acids)
Biological process (GO): positive regulation of Notch signaling pathway
Cellular component (GO): nucleus
Source: RefSeq, a predicted model, not a curated record
ACUGCCCUUGCACACGUGUCUGACUAACAACAACAACAACAACAACACCAUGCGUAGUUUUCGUUGUAACUGCCUAACCAGUGUUCAAUCGUCACGUCGCGGUUAAAUGCGUUCAUGACAAGCAAACUCUGAAUUCCUUACUGUUACUAGGGAGGAGUUUAACCUUUCAAGCCAAAUCCAGCAUCAAUCUAAAUUCAUCACUGCAUAUAUUUAGGGGCUGGGGCACAAUUUACACAUGUCUUUGAACUAGUACUAAUAAUGUGGAACAGAAAAUCAUUGGCAGCCCCACCUGUAUGUGAGUUGAAAGUUACGCUUACACAGAGAAACAGAGAUGCACUGAACAAAGCUCUGAGGAAUUUCAAUACAGCUAAGGAUGUACUGUUUGAGCAUGAAGGCUUCUUGGCGUCAGAGCAGUACAUCAUGAGAAAAACAGUGUAUAAACUGGCCAACCAGUUCCGCAGUGAGAAAUCGCUCCGUGGAGUCCGUCAGGUGCUUAGUUGCUUACGAAGAAUGCAAGAUAUGCAGCCAGGUGUUUUGUUGGAAACUAUCAAAGAAUAUGUCAACAUUAACAGUUCCCAUGAGGAGGAGCAAUACUUGGUGUCCCUUCAGACGGUUCAGUAUCAUCUAGUUCGCCUACAAGGGUUGGCUGCAUUGCUUCAGCAGACUGUAAACUACUGCGUCUAUACCUUCUUUCACAUCAGGCAGCAUAUGGAAGCAGGCAAGAUGGCCCCACAGAACAUUGUAAUGCUAUCCGGCAUUGCAAGAAUCUGGUACGUGUGUAGCUCCCUGUGUGACUAUGUCUGCAACUGGUACAGGGCUCUUCACCUGUGUUUAGAUGUGUUCCAGUCUACUCAAGUAGUCUGGCUAGAAAAGAGUCUACCAUCAGACUUGAAGCAAUGGCUUGGUGAGCUGUUUCCUGAGGAAAAAUCUGAGGAGUUCAGUCCACGCAUUAUGACAGAACAUUUGAGAGGCACAGAUAAGAAGCAUGUUACAGUACCAGAAUACGGACCACAGUCAAUUGUAUCUAGCAAUUCACUUGGUGAAGACAUUGGAGAACCCAUAAGAAGGCAAAAGGAUGUGACUGCAGUAGAAACAGCAACCCAACAUGCAAAAACAAAAAAGAAAGGGCAAAAGAAAAUUCUCAAAAUAGAACAGAAGAAAGACAUCAAAAUGCAAGACAAUGAUAAAAGUGCCGCAAUACUUGCAGAUGUUUCAGUACAAACUUUGAAACUUGCAAUUAAGCAAUACAUGAGAACAAAAGAAGAUCUAAGCAGGUUUAAAGCUCAAGUGAAGAAAAGGUAUAUAGAGCUGAAUGGCAGUGUAUUGAGGAUCAGUAAACUAGGGAAAAAGAAAAUUCUAAAAAAGAUUGCCCUAUUGACUGAAAAGGUGCAUAAAGAAUUUGAUGUGUGCAGUGAAAAAGUGGUAAUUAAAAAAAUAAGACUACCAAUUAGUAAGUUGAUAGUAAAAUAUUUAGAGAAUUCUGUCACUGACAAAAAACUGGCAGUUGCCAGUACACUUGCAGUGAAGAAAGACAUUCCAGUUGAUUGUAAUAGUGAAGUGUUAAACAAUAAUGUUGAGGAAAGAAAUAAAGUGUCAAAUGCAAAAAAAAACAAACUGGGUAAGAUUAGUAAGACGAAGCAAACCAAAGUGGGGAAGUUAAAAUCUGAUAAAGUGAUGAACAUUAGAAGUAAAAAGAAAUCAAAGAAAAACAAAAACAAAGUGAAGCGUUUGAAAUAACAUAGUAAAAUGUUAUGAAUACAAUGAAUGUACUUGUUUGUCUUGGUAAACAUGUAGGUCAAUGGUUCAUGUAUUUGCUAGUUUGCUUGUUCACAUUGCUGACUAUACAUGUAUAUGCAUUCUGAGAUGUGUCUCUGACAGGCUACACAACUGUUGAAGCAAACAAUACAUUUGUUAUGAUUUAGUUCAUUGUAUGUAUUUGCCUUACAAAAUGGCAAUACAGCUGAGGUGUCGUUGUUUGUUUAAUAUUUAUUGGCUCACCUGAGCAGGUGCUCAUGGGGGGGCUUUUGUGAUCCCUGCUGUGGUGCGUUGUCAACAAUUGUUGUAAACACGCUAGAUGGUGCAUUUAGUGCGAAAUCUUAAUAUAACAUAGUGAGACAAUUAUCCUAAUUAUAUCUCGGCCCAAUUAGAAACUGGGUAACAUGGGAUAAAAAAACAACAGACUUUGGAAUUCACAUUUUCAACAAACUUGCUAAGAACAUAAAAAAAUGUGUUUUGAUGAUAUCUUGGAUUAUUUUGCAAAUGACUGGUUUGUUAAAAAAACUUUUCCUCAUAGUCAAGUAGAUACUUGUAGUUGCUUUGCCAUGAUUCUGCAAAAUAAAAGAGGCUAGUUGGGGUAUACUUACCUCAGCAUGGACGAUAUUUCCCGCAAUUGGCAAUUCUGAGUGGCAAUUUUCGACCAUCCAAGUAAACAGACAACGGUGAUUUUUUUGGAAUUCAUGAUUAACAGUCAUUAUAUUUAGGAUACAAACUAUCAUUUCUCACUAUUUCAACACUUUAUAGCAUUAAACAAAUGUUUUAUUACUUACAAUGAUUUGGUACCUACCUUACAGAUGUUGAUAAGACGCUCACAAUAAGAUACGGUAUGAUUUUCAUCGAACAAAAAGCGCUGAAUGAAACUGGUAGAGGUCGUUCUUAGAAAAAAUGUAAGAUGUAUGAUGUCAUCAUAAAUGACGUCAUUUUUAUCAAAUACGUAAUAGAAAUAACAAUAAUUUAAAUGUGUCCGAUAAAUACCACCUGACGAUAUUACCCGACCUUACUCUAUUAAACCAUGUUAACAAUACCUUCUUAGAACAAUUUAGUUCCUUUUUGUCUCAGGCGAGUGCAUCAGGGCUUUUGGUGCUCUCGUUCUGGCUGGUACUUGCAUUAAUUUGUGUCACCAGUAAGUUAUUAUCCUUGGCAAUUUUAAUUGUGUGAAAGCAAUAUUUUGUUUCAUAACCAUUAUAUAUGGUUUUGGAUAAAAAUCUUUGCACAAUAGGACUUAUUUUACAUGGUUUUAAUAAGAAAAAUUUGUUCACUUUACACAUAGUUUUUCUUUCCCAUACAUUUAAGUUAAAUAAUGAUAAUGCUUUGCUUACCAAAAAAAUUUAUGUGAAAAAAACAUUGUUUAUUGUUUUUCAAUGAACUUGCUGUAUAAUAAAUAAUUUAGCACAAGCAUACACUAUUUAAAUAUUAACAAUUUAUAGUUUUUUUACAGGUUUUUUAAUUCUCCAAUUGGUAGUAAAACAUUUUAAAAAAUAUUAUGAUUUGAAUAAUGUAAUUAACCAGUAUUAUGGGAAAAAAUAGCUUUGUCAAAAAUUAUGCCAACAUGUUAGGAAGUCCAUUUGUUAUGUAGUUGACUUAGUAAAAGUAUGAUACACAAAGAGCUAAGUGUGAAAAUGAUGAAUAAAAUAACAUUGGGAGAUACUUGUAAUUGAGGUAGUUGAGGUCGCCAUGGCAUAGUGGAUAUUGUGUCCACCUAGUGAUCUGGACGUAAGGUGUUCGAAACCCACUGAUAGCAUUCCUUCGAUCUCCCCUAAAAAAGUAGUGCUUAAAGUCCCAGGAAACAGAGUUGAGAGCAUUUUAAUAAGCCUAAGGCUUUCUAUGAAAUCUAGCUAAAAUAAAUAGGUUUAAACUAAAGUAAGGUAUUGCACAUGUUUAUGAAGUUUUUUUUAACCUUUUGCAUACUUAGUGGUUUCAUACCUAUUUUGUUAGUUUUAUCAGCUAAAUAAGCAACUGCUGUGUACUCUGUUUUAACAAAAAUAAAAUGUGAACCUUUCU